AUGAUGGACGCCUCACUGCCAGCCGAUCAGAGCGGCCUUUCCGAUCUUUCGGCAGCAUCAAUAUCCAGCAUAGACCCUUACCUCGGUCCAACAUCACCGAUACUCGACCAGCGACCUCCAUCACCCACUAUCUCAGCACGACAAACCACAUUUCAGCUCGACCCAGCAACACGUAUGCCAAGCACAUUUCCAGCCGCCUUCACUCCCUCCCCCGCUCCAAGCUGCACCAAAGCCCCCCUCAGUUCAGCUCCAGCAUGGACUCCGAGCCCAGACGCAUCCGGGUCUCGAUCCAGCACACGUAAUCCCUCCAGUCACAGAGCAUCUCCACGGAAUGUCGCAAACGAAAGUGUUGGCUCCAGUUUGGGGACCUUCGACUACAGCAACACAUCUUUCAGCGAGAGCUUCUUACGUCAGGCUGGAGCGCACAUGUUAGCUGGUCUGGAUGAAACAGAACAGCAAGCACCAGCAUCUACGUCGCCCAGAUACAAGACUUCGAGUUCCCCGACGGUGACAGUUAGACCGGUGAGGGUAGAGGCGGAUCCCAGGACACCGUUUACGGGAAAGAGCUUGAGGACUAGGAUGGCGGAGGCGGGGAUGAUGGAUAGUCCUGCUUCUUCUGAUGGGAGUAGUAGUGUUGGGUUUAGUCCUAGUGUGAGUGCGAGGAUGGUUGCUGAGUCACGGAUGGAGCCAUUUUCGAAGGAGGGGGGUGAUGGAUGGGAACAGGAAGAGGAGAGGGAGAAGGAGGGAGCGUGGCCAGAUUCACCAAAGGUAGAAGGGCAAGUUAUGGUCGGGUCUUCGUCGAGGCCAAAUCCGGAUCGAUCGGUUGAUGUCGAGUCGCAGUGUCGACAAGAAGGGCCAUGGGGCGGCGAGAGCGCGAGAGACCAGCUGGAGGAGGAAGAGAGGGAAGAAUGGCAAGAAGGACUAUCGAUGGUCCUCGAAGAGUCUUAUGUGGAGGACGCUUCUCAGCUGCCAUCCUCUCCUCUUCUGCAACCCAACAUCUCUCAAGCAUCGGUCAAGUCUGUCGAUCGAGCAAGCCCGUCAGUAACGCGAUCUCAAGCUAUAGCUUCGCGAGAUGUACCUUCAACACCAUCUUCUCCGGCGUCGGAACAGGAUCGUUCAUCCCCUGCUUCCUACAUCGCACCAUCACAACGUGAGACAGACCCUGAGCCGCCGUCACCUGCACCGCACGAAGCACCCAGUCAACCCAUCAAAGGUCAGAACAGUGCAUCGGCAUCACCAUCAUCCGUCAGCUCACCUCAAACAAAGCCUUCCACUCCAACCACACCACAAUCGCUACCACGAACAACACACACCCCACGAUCCUUCGCAAGACUACGCAUGGUUACCCCUGCUCGCUCUUCCCCUUUAUCUCGGAUAGUCAACUUUACGCCUUCCUCUGCUGGGUCUACUUCGAAUUGGCACAGUCCUGCAAGCCAACGCAGCGGAGGCUCGCCGGAGAAAGGUGUUGAUUACCCUACAGAAGGGGAGAAGUCGAUGACAUCUUCGCAACAAGCAGGACUUUGGAAGGGGGCAGAUACAUCAGAGAACUUACAUGACGAGGUUGCAGUUCAAGAGGCAUUAAUGGACGACGAGGGUAAGCAGCCUAAGGCCAUCCCACAGACACCGAGAGACAGCAAACCAACCGAUCAGGCAGCAGCACCAGGUACACCAUCGAAAUUCUGGUCACCAGCAACGUCAGCUUCUUUUGCAACUCCUGCUUCGUAUCAUUCCUUAGUGGGGGCUUCUGCACCUGUCACACCUGCCGAAACUUUCGCAUCGCCAGCAUCUGCAGCUUUCGGUACGCCGCAGCCCGUCCCCUCACCAACACCAGCUGCUACACCAGCAGAAGCGAAGAGAGAAACAGAGCAGCCUCAGCAAGACAUUAACCAACUUCAGACGCACGAGGAAGAAGAAGAACCGCUGUCCUCAUCAUCUUGUGGUUCGUCCACAUCCUCUUCCAGUCAUAAACAACAAGGCGAUCUCUCGACAGCUUCCGCUGCCUCUCGACCCGCUUCUCCUUCACCCAGCACCGACAAGGAAUCUCGUCCCGAUUUCGCGCUCGCCUCGCAACACGACUCGCCCUCCGCUGCUAGAUUCUCGCGCUUACAGCUAUCCCGUCUCCCUAACCACACCUCCCUUACUAUCCCAGCCGCCCUCGCCUCGGCCUCGGAGCUAGCUACGGUAGCCAGCGCAUUCGAUAGCUUCACCAAUCUCGCCGAAACCCGUGUUUCUCGCCUCCUAACCCAACUCAGUGCAUCCACUGCGAGAGUUGCCGAGCUUGAAGAAGCGCUCGAAUCCCACGAACACCACACCGCAGAGGUAGACCAGUUACGGUUGACCCUAAGUGGGCUAUCGGCGCAGUACGAAGAGUUGGUGGAAGAGGCUGAUCGGAAGGAUAGAGAGAUGGUGGUGUUAGUGAGGAAGUUGAAGGAUCAGUUGAAGUUGAGGACAGAUGGGGGCAGGGUGGAAGAGUUGGAGAGGCAAUUGGAGGAAGAGAGGAGGUUGAGGGAAGUCGAGAGACGGGAUUAUGCGGUAAGGAUACAGGGUGUCCUUUCUGGUCAGACUGCUUCAGCAACAGCUCAAAACGACGUAAUGGAGACUGAAGCUGGGAGGAAAGAGGUAGAACGAGCAGUUGAACAGGCGAAAGAACAAGUGAGAUUGACGCUAGAGAAAGAUUUCGAGAUCAGGCGGGCUAUGGAGCAACGUGAACUUCAAAAGCGUAUCUCUGAGCUCGAACUUCAACUUGCACCCAAGACCGACGCAAAGAGGGAGAAAGAGGAGUUGCAAGCCCAAGUCGAACAGCUGACCUCUGACUUGGAUCGUCGGUUUGAACAACUUUCCGAUCUUCAAGAGGAACUUGAUGAAGCAACGCGGCUCAAACAGGAGGCGAUAGAGAGGGCUCAGCUGCUGGAAGAGAAAUUGGCUGUCGCUAACAAUCGCUCCCACAGUAGCGGGCAGGAGGAGAAAGAGGAGCUGGAAGCAGAGCUCAACACUCUUCGCGAAACACUGGAAGAACAAGAAGAGAAGAUCUUGCACCUGGAGGAGACUCUAGCUCUGACUAGUAACCGGGUCUCUGCACUUAUUGUUGAGGUCGAAACUCUCACCAAUCAGCAUUUGGAGACGCAGAACUCCCUCUCAACUUCUCAAGCUAGGGUUGCCGAGCUAGAAUCACACAUCCUACGACUCAAAUCACAACUUCGGACCCCAUCAACACCGCAGACUCCACAAGUCAAGCCAGCAAACGAGUCCGGAACAAGUGUCACGCCAGCAGCUGACAGAGUCAAGAGACUAGAACACCAACUAGCAGACUCAAACUUGGAAAUCCUCAAACUCACUCGCGCCAACGAUGCACUACAAGAAGACAACAUCAACUUUAGCAUUGCUCUGUCGGCUAAACAGUUAGAAUUGGGGAUGGUGAAGAGAAAUGCUCGGUUUGCAUUGAAGAAUGCUCAAGCCCAAGCCCAGGGGAAUGUUUCGAUGGGUUUGCCGGUGAGUAAGGCACAGCCGGCGGUGAAAGAGAGGAAGGAAGAGAAGAGAGAGAUCGAUUUUCCGAUCGCACCAAAGGGUGAGAUUGAGGAGAAGAGGGGAGAUGAUAAGGAGAACCAACAGCCGCAGCAAAAUGCACAGUUAAGGGAGGUAAAUUCGGCUAGACAGCACGCCAGACAGUUAUUGGCUGCGCGACGUGCUAAUGGCGCCGUCACUGCUGGUGAUGGUGGACAGGAGAGAAGACAGAGACUUGCGCUCGCAGCCUGA
Molecule: messenger RNA, 3753 nt
Organism: Ustilago hordei
Lineage: Eukaryota; Fungi; Basidiomycota; Ustilaginomycetes; Ustilaginales; Ustilaginaceae
Exons: 1
Coding region: 1-3753 (1250 amino acids)
Source: RefSeq, a predicted model, not a curated record